Molecule: messenger RNA, 629 nt
Organism: Alternaria postmessia
Lineage: Eukaryota; Fungi; Ascomycota; Dothideomycetes; Pleosporales; Pleosporaceae
Exons: 1
Source: RefSeq, a predicted model, not a curated record
CUCCCGCACCCAGGCCAACAGCUCCUUCGUACACCAAGAUUGUUGGUGGCGAGCCAUCGGAAGGCGUGCCUAUGGUACCUGGUCCUUCGGACGGCAGGCAUUACGGUGAACAAUUCAGCCUCGCGCUACCUUUCCCAGUCAAAAUCUUUGAGACUUCUUCCACGCAGAUUUCCAUUGCUGUCAGAGGAUACAUCACAGUCGGACCGUACACAUUCAAUGCAUUUGCAGACGCGCUCUACGUCUAUGGUCCUGGUUGGAAUCAAGGUCUAUUCUACCGUGUCGAUGGCGCCAUUGGCUCUCGUAAAAUCCACUUCUCUUGGUUCACAGGCAGCUACUACUGGGGACACGAGCGCUUCCACAUCACAGCCACUUUUGACGAAGCUAAGCCUGGUAUCCUUGUCAGCAAGAUUUUCGACACUUGGGGUCAAGUCAAUCCUAGACGUACAAUCUCUGUUGCUGGCAAUGGCAAGAACAUCCUCUUCGCUCAGUCUGGAUCCACCAACGUGCACGAGGGCCAGGAGAUUACCUUCGAUACUACAGGUGCUGGGAGCGUGUCGGCCAAGGACUUUGAUCGCAUUGACUGUUGCAAGAAGACGGGAUUCGAGUGGCAUGUGUGCACAGAGGUUUAG